AUGCCAAAAACUGGCAAGGAGGCAGAACAACAGGAACUCGCCUAUGCUGCUGGGAAGGAUGUAAAGUGGUGCAACCACUUUGGAAACAGAUUUGGCUGUACCAACGAAAGCUACACAAGUAAUUUAUCAAAAAAAGCCCAGCGCUUGCUGGCAGAACCAGUUCCUGACAUUAAAACAGAACCAGAAGAGAGUAACGCCCAUUAUUUUCAUUCGGUCACUGCUGGCCCCCAGGAUUCCUCCUUUGAGGGAAGGACUUUUAAAUUUAAACUAUUCCUUCCAAAAGAAUACCUGACAGCAGCCCCUAAAGUACAUUUCAGGACCAAGAUUUAUCAUCUAAUGUAGACUAGUUGGGAAGAAUAUGUUUAAGAUAUCUUGAAGGAUAAAUGGUCCUCAGCACUGCAGAUCCACACAGUUCUGCUAUGGAUCCAGGCUUUGUUAAGUGCUCCCAAUCCAGAUGAUCCAUUAGCAAAUGAUGCAGCGGAGCAGUGGAAGACCAACAAAGCCCAAGCCAUAGAAACAGUUAGAGCAUGGACUAGGCUAUAUGCUAUAAAUAAUAUUUAA
Felis catus (domestic cat) is the source of this 561-nucleotide messenger RNA. Its product is annotated as ubiquitin-conjugating enzyme E2 N-like. Lineage: Eukaryota; Metazoa; Chordata; Mammalia; Carnivora; Felidae. The record is from RefSeq and is a predicted model, not a curated record. The transcript has 2 exons. Gene Ontology annotation, biological process: protein K63-linked ubiquitination; DNA damage tolerance. Gene Ontology annotation, molecular function: ubiquitin conjugating enzyme activity. Gene Ontology annotation, cellular component: nucleus.